CAUAAUACGAAAAUAAAUAUAUUUUUCUCCUAGCUCCACUUUCUAUGACAUUUCAAAACUUCCGGUAUAGAAUCAACACGUGCAAAACAAAAUGUCAGAUAAAAAUCGAAAUAAGUUACCAAGUAAUUUGCCGCAGCUACAAAAUCUUAUCAAGCGUGAUCCUGGAUCGUACAAAGAUGAGUUUAUGCAACAGUACAGACAUUACGAGUCAAAUUUACAAAUUUUUCAUCUUCAACCUUCAACCUACACAAAGACUUUGGAUGAGCUGGUGCUUUUCAUUGCACAGGUUUCACAAUGUUAUCCAGAGGAGGUGUCAGAUUUUCCACAACAUUUACAGGAUUUACUUAGAAGACAUGCCACUGUUCUGGACAAGACAAUGAGAAUGACUUUUUGUAAGGCACUGAUCCUGCUGAGAAACAAAAGUCUAAUCCCAGCGACUGGUGUCCUUGAGUUGUUCUUUGAAUUGUUCCGAUGCCAGGAUAAACUACUAAGAAAGACUCUCUACUCUUACAUCGUCAGCGACAUAAAAAACGUCAACUUUAAGCACAAAAACGCCAAGCUGAACACAACAUUGCAGAACUUCAUGUACACAAUGCUGAAGGACAACAAUGUGAUAGCUGCCAAAAUGUCACUGAGUGUCAUGAUAGAGUUAUACAGAAGAAAUAUAUGGAAUGAUACCAAGACGGUCAACGUUAUAGCUACAGCCUGUUUCUCUAAAGUUACCAAGAUAUUGGUCACUGCAAUGAAAUUUUUCCUUGGCCAUGAGGAGGGAGAGAAAGCUGCAGAGAGUGACAGUGAAGAUGAAGUUGAUAAGAAAAAAGAGAAAUCAAGAAAGACAUCAAAGGAGCUUAUACUUGGGAACAGAGUGGCAAAAAAGACGAAAAAACGACAGAAAAAAUUAGAAAGGGCACUUCAAGCCAUGAAGAAAUUUAAGAAGAAGCAUAAAAGUGAAUCUUUUAAUUUUUCUGCUCUUCAUCUUCUACAUGAUCCACAAGAUUUUAGUGAGAAGUUAUUAAAACAGUUAGAAGCAACAAACGAGAGAUUUGAAGUGAAACUGAUGAUGAUAGAUUUUAUCUCACGACUCAUCGGUAUCCAUGGGCUUUUCCUUCUCAACUUUUAUCCUUUUGUACAAAGAUUCCUCCAACCCCAUCAAAGAGAGGUGACUCGGUUACUGUUGUAUGUGGCGCAGGCUAGUCACGACUUGGUUCCUCCGGAUGUGUUGGAGAGUGCGAUUAAGGUGAUAGCCAAUAACUUUAUCACAGACAGAAACUCAGGCGAGGUGAUGGCAGUCGGUUUGAAUGCUGUAAGGGAGAUAAGUGCUCGAUGUCCGCUAGCUCUCUCCGAAGAUCUCCUACGGGAUUUUGUGCAGUACAAAACACAUAAAGAUAAGGCUGUGAUGAUGGCAGCUCGGGCUCUGAUUGCUCUUUACCGGAGAGUCAAUCCUGAACUGCUGCACAAGCGUGACAGGGGAAAGCCAACAGAGUCCACAGAGGAACUUCAGACGCUGCAUUAUGGUGAUCGCAAAACACGGCAGGCAGUACCUGGAGCAGAAAUUCUGUCAGGCGAGGUAGAGCUUGGCGAGGGAGAGACUGAGAAAGCAGAGAUCUCUAAAGAAUGGGAGUCUUGUAGUGAAGAUGAGGAUGAUGAUGAAGAUGAUUGGAUAGAUGUCCAUCAUUCCUCUGAUGAAGAGCAGACAGAAGAUCCAGUGGCUGGACUCUCUCUGGAGGAGAAACGACAAAAAGCAGAAGAUGUCUCCACAAAUCGCAUCCUCACACAGGAAGAUUUCCGUCAAAUUCAGCAUCACCAGGCCCGUAAAACUACCGAGAGUUCCAGUAAAGGAAAAGGCAAGAGAAAGCAUGUGGAAGUGGACCUCGACGAAAACAGUGACAGACUGAUGCUGUCCACGAUUGAAAAUGUCCACAAGAAGCGAGCCCACGACAAGGAAUCCCGCCUGGCCACUGUGAUGGCUGGGAGAGAGGGUAGAGAGAAGUUUACACACGGUCCACAGAAAAUGAAUCCUAACGCCAGCACUACAAAUAAAGAGAAGGCAAGAGGGAAAAACUUCAUGAUGGUCAAACACAAGCUGGGGAGAAAGAAGGGAAAGCGUUCCUUCAGGGACAAACAGAUGGCCCUGACCAAAGCAUUGUUACGUAGACAGAAAAAGAAUUGAGGGGUUUAAAAUAUUUUGGGACAAUUUAAAUUCUUGGAAUGAUUUUCAACAGGCUGUCAGUACUUCGAAAAAAUCACUCAAAAUUUCUAGAUAUUAUAUCAGAGAGAUAAAAUGAUUGUGAAAUUGA
Messenger RNA from Pecten maximus, 2297 nucleotides. RefSeq names its product protein SDA1 homolog. The transcript has 21 exons. The record is from RefSeq and is a predicted model, not a curated record. The coding region runs from base 92 to 2170 and encodes 692 amino acids. Gene Ontology annotation, cellular component: nucleolus. Gene Ontology annotation, biological process: ribosomal large subunit biogenesis; ribosomal large subunit export from nucleus. Lineage: Eukaryota; Metazoa; Mollusca; Bivalvia; Pectinida; Pectinidae.